Molecule: messenger RNA, 918 nt
Organism: Umbelopsis ramanniana AG
Lineage: Eukaryota; Fungi; Mucoromycota; Umbelopsidomycetes; Umbelopsidales; Umbelopsidaceae
Exons: 4
Coding region: 1-636 (211 amino acids)
Biological process (GO): small GTPase-mediated signal transduction
Molecular function (GO): GTP binding; GTPase activity
Source: RefSeq, a predicted model, not a curated record
AUGCCCAAGGCCAUUAGAAAGAAGCUCGUUGUCGUUGGUGAUGGUGGAUGUGGAAAAACGUCACUGCUUGUAGUCUACCAGAAACAGCAAUUCCCAGUGGUAAUGUACCUGAAUCUGUCUUUCCCAUCUAUUUGCAUAAGUGAUGCUGGCACGAAAUAUGUACCUACAGUAUUCGAAAAUUAUAUCUCGGUUGUGCAUCUUGAUAACGGCAAGAGUGUCGAACUCGCCUUAUGGGAUACAGCUGGACAGGAAGACUAUGAUCGCUUGCGACCACUUUCAUACCCUGAAACCGAUGUUGUACUCAUAUGUUUUGCUAUCGACCAGCCUACCUCGUUCUCCAAUAUCCAGGAUAGGUGGUUGCCAGAGGUCGUUCACUUUUGCGAAAAGAUUCCAUUGAUUCUGGUUGGCAUGAAGAUUGAUCUUCGUAAAAACGACAAGCGCAUCAGCGAGCUGAAUGCGGUGGGUCAUAACCUGAUCUCAUACGAAGAGGGUAAUAAUUUGGCUAGAGAAAUCGGCGCAAAAUACUUUGAGUGCAGUGCAAUGGAGAAGAUCAAUGUCAAUGGUGUCAUUGAGGCAGCUACACUGGAGGCGAUGAAACCACGCGGAUUGACCAAGAAGCUUUGCAGUAUCUUGUAAGAAUUGGGCCUAUCCGGGAGAAAGAAAGAAGGGAGGAUGAGUAAAUCCUCGGGAAAACCCCACAACCAAACCACCUUGAUUUAGAGCUUUCUCUCUCCCUUUUCCCCUCCUCUAUUUUAUUUCAUUGCCUCUCCCAUUUUUUUUUCUGUUUUUUCUUUACAGACGUGACAUACUCCAUCCAUUCUGCUUAUAUUUCUUCAAUUGGGCUAUUCGUUGCUUGAUAUUAUAUUCAGAUGCUCUCUUUUUUUUUGUUUUAUUUCAAACUUGCCAUGUAUAACCCAU